UGCAUGUAGGGAUCUAUCUAUGAAUCUACCAAUUCAAAUCUUUAGACUUAUAGAGUAUAUUCUAUAUUCUAUAGUACCCCUUUAGUCCUUAAUAGUACCAUGAUGAAACAAGUCACUACAUUCUCAUGCACUUCAUUAGAAAGUUUUAGCAACAACGAUGAUAACAACAACAACAACAACAACAACAACAACAACAACAACUGUAUUAAGCCCCUCGAUCUUUUUCCUCACAAAGCCGAAAACUUCUCGAGUGUUAAGGAUUUCAAUGAGGAAGACGAAGAAGAAGAAGAUGAUGAUGAUAAUUGUGUUAAUGGUGGUGUUACAGUUGCCUUGCACAUUGGGUUACCUAAUCAUGAUAAUUUGGUUACAAAGGGUAAUGAAAAUGUUGGUGAUAAUCAUAAUAAUUAUUGGAUUCCAAGUGCUGUUCAAAUUCUAGUAGGUUUCACUCAUUUUUCUUGCCAUCUUUGCAAUAAGACCUUCAAUCGUUACAAUAAUCUUCAGAUGCACAUGUGGGGUCACGGGUCACAAUACCGAAAAGGCCCAGACUCGUUAAAAGGAGCCCAACCAAGGGCCAUACUAAGUGUGCCAUGCUAUUGCUGCGAAGAAGGGUGCAAAAACAACAUCAACCAUCCAAAAUCAAAGCCUUUGAAGGACUUCCGCACACUCCAAACUCAUUACAAGCGCAAGCACGGCCACAAGCCUUUUAGCUGCCGCAAGUGCGGCAAGUCGUUGGCGGUCAAAGGCGACUGGCGCACCCACGAGAAAAAUUGCGGCAAGCGUUGGCUUUGCCUUUGUGGGUCCGACUUUAAACACAAGAGGUCUCUUAAGGAUCAUAUUCGCGCUUUUGGGUCUGGUCAUGCACCCUUCCCUCCUUCGUUUGAUUCCAUCCAGUUACUUUAGUUCGGUUGGCGGAUCCAGCAUGGAGGAAGUGGGGUCACUUAACCCUACUCAGCAAAAAAGAAAAGCACAAUUUAGUUAUUUUUCCAUAAAAAAAUUCACAAGAUACUUAAAUUUAGUUAAUUAUGCUUUAAUUUUUAAAUAACGAUCGCAAUCCAUAUGUUUUCUAGAUCCA
Messenger RNA from Spinacia oleracea (spinach), 1072 nucleotides. Its product is annotated as protein TRANSPARENT TESTA 1-like. The record is from RefSeq and is a predicted model, not a curated record. Lineage: Eukaryota; Viridiplantae; Streptophyta; Magnoliopsida; Caryophyllales; Amaranthaceae. Gene Ontology annotation, cellular component: nucleus. Gene Ontology annotation, biological process: regulation of gene expression; anatomical structure development. Gene Ontology annotation, molecular function: DNA-binding transcription factor activity. Bases 100 to 900 code for a protein of 266 amino acids. The transcript is spliced from 2 exons.